Marasmius oreades (fairy-ring Marasmius) is the source of this 1289-nucleotide messenger RNA. RefSeq lists its product as uncharacterized. NCBI's taxonomy places the organism in Eukaryota, Fungi, Basidiomycota, Agaricomycetes, Agaricales, Marasmiaceae. The transcript has 4 exons. The coding region runs from base 96 to 1139 and encodes 347 amino acids. The record is from RefSeq and is a predicted model, not a curated record.
CCCCCAUACUGGUCCGCUGGACCUGGCAUACUAUUACCACGGUCACCUGCCGCGUAUUAGAAUACCGUGACGCGCGCCGUUUCUAUCAAUUCAUUAUGGUUUUAUUGGAGACAUUGACACUCUCUCAGGAUAAACCGAUUGAGCCUUGUCAGUUCCAGCUUAUUUCGCCACACAACCGAAUAGCGGGAAAGUACAUUUGCCAUUUUGAAUGGAUCUUUGGUCUAGAAUACGAUGCUUUUCCUUACACCAGCGAACUCAAUAUAAUGUCAGUCUCGAAGGAUAUCCGAGAGUAUCUCGAAGAAGGCUACUUAAUUUUUAUUCCGACGGCUGACGUCCUGGAAAGAGCCUACGAGAUGUUGAUCUACAAUAACCAUCGUCCUCGCGAUCCCGACGAGCGCAAACGUUUUGAGGAAUUUGGUACAGGUCCAUGGGAAUAUACUAUCAUACCAGGACGAUGGGACAGAAGAACCAAGAAGAGCGAGUUCUUACCGCCUUUAUUCGAUUGUUCACCCGAUGGCACCCUAGUCCCUGUCUCUUUCGAUGAUUGUGACUACGACACUUUUCCGCGAUUCACCUCCGCUGUGCAUCCCCUCAUAGUUAUCAUGCUGCACCGCAUGAACGUACCAGACAAUCAUCCUUCCACGGCCAUUCGGGACAAGCUCAUUACACCGCUGAAGAAGGUCUUGUUCAAGUGGCCACAUUGGGAACAUAACCGUUUCCUGCCUAUGCCUAACACUAAAUUCAAGCGCGAAUACAAUGUGGGACGGGAGAUAGCUUGUCUAUGCACCUACUGUUUGGAAAAUACCUCUAGCACCUCUACUGCCUCUUCAUCCGAAUUAGAGGAUACAUGCACGGCCGAUGAAGAAGAGGUGGAGAAAGAAGGUCGCGAGGAGGAAUAUAAGGAGCUGUCUCGUAUAGCAAAGGAGAGGAUCUCAGUAUGGAGAGGGUGUUUAGAGGGAGUUGCGUCCAUCCACGAUGAUGUCAAACACGAUGAUAUGUCGGACCGUUACGCUCAGGAGUGUACGGAUGCUGCCGACAAGGUGAUGCUUAGGCAAGAGGAAGAGCGGGCCAAGCGAGAGGCACUGGCGGCAGAUAUGCAAGGGGACUUUCCGUUGAAAAAGAAAUCUAGACUUUCCUAACCGUUCAUUUGUCUUUUGUUUUGUUUGCUUUCAUAUUCCAUUGUAUUGUUGGUUCAUGAACCCGGUGGAUCUCAUUGUUUUCUGUGUUUAUAUUCCUAUCAGCAUGUAUCUGAAUCGCUAUCGUUAUGCAAAGGUCUUUGAGCUUCUUAA